GCAGACGCAUACAGUUGACGUUGCACGAAAACAACACGAACGCUGUAUCCGUGUUAUUUAUUUCGUUUUCCCUGUGUCCUUAACAUUAAGCAACCCUUUCCCAGCUUGAACAUCCAUGAUGGAGCUGGUCAGUUUUGUGGGCAGUCUCUGUACCCUCUCCUCAUUCACCUUCCAGCUGGUUGGCAUGCAUGUGUGUUAUGGCAUCAUAAAGAAAGGCAGCUUAGGGGAUAUGUCAUCUUUCACCUUUAUAUCGUAUUUUGUAGCGUGCGCAGUUUGGCUAAAGUAUGGUCUUAUCGUAAACAACUGGGUCCUCAUAGCAGUCAAUGCAUAUGGAGCCUUCCUCAACUUUAUAUACACCAUGAUCUUCUACAGAUACAGCGUUAAAAAGACCCAGAUUCACAGAUUUUUCCUGCUGGGUGUGGCAAUGACGAUAUCGCCCCUCACAUAUGUGAAAUAUUACCAGACAGACUCGAGUAUGGCCCUGAAUCACCUCGGCUCAUACUGUGUGUGCCUCACGGUCAUCGGCUAUGGGGCUCCGUUGAUAUCAUUGGUGGACGUUGUGAAAUCAAAGAGCACAGAGAGUCUAUCAUUUGUGCUGAUACUGGCCAACUUGGGAGUGGGGAUACUGUGGACCAUAUACGGGGGCCUGGUGGGGGAUAAAUAUGUACAGGGACCAAAUGGGCUUGGUGCAGUUUUAGCCUUAUUACAGCUUUCAUUAUUCGCUAUAUACCCCACAAAACAUAAAAGUAAGGUCAUACACAGUUAACCAGGAAUCAAGAAAGCCAUGUUUGUUCAUAACCUUAACUCAAGACAUCUGUGUUCAUUUUAACAUGUACAUCUGUGGGCUGUUGCAUCGAGAACACUUACAAGACAGUGUUAGACACUGGUUUUGUGCAAGAUCUGUCAGACUUCUCACUAAAAUGAGCCGUCUGAGUGAAUGGCAUGGGAAGAAUUAAACUGUCAAAUAUAGAGCACUAUUUAAAUCUAAAUUAGUUUCAAAAUAAUUUCUGUUUGACAGUUAUGAAGCUUUCUGAAACUCAAGGAUAUUUAUAGAUCCAACAUAGAAUUCAUAGUUUAACUUUCUGUCUCCUUUUGCCUGACUUAGGAGUCUGACGAACUCCAAUGCCACGAAAUCUAGGAGCUGGUGCCAGAAUUUAGAAAUCUCUCUCAUGCUCUAACUUCUUUAAGUGUCGCCCUGUAGGGGCGAUUUCCAACCAAGUGCAGAACUACUCCUCUCCUAGGCAUGAAAUCGCUCCUAGGGUCCUUUAUGAAACUAGCCACAGAUAUGUUGUCUCUUAUGGACUGUGCAAUAACUUGUGAUAUUUGUUGAGAGUAUUGCCUAUUUGUGUAGAUUUUAAGUUCGUUAUUAUAGUUGAUCUAUAAUUAUUGGAACUGACCCAAUACUUCAUUGUUUUAAUAAAGUAUUGUAUAUUUAUUUACAUUUUAUGAGGUUUGAAACAUUUUAUCUGCAUUUUUCCGAGGGGUGCUUUUCAAGCAAACUUGAAUCACAAUAGAUGGUUGAAUAUGUGAUCUUCAUGUACAUUACUUACAUUUAACUGUCAAGUUAAUCAAUGCAAUUUAUAUGGCAGUCUACAGUAUAUAUAUUUUCUUUUGAAAGCAUUUAUCACAUUUAAUAAAAAUGUUAAAAUGUGCUUUUGCAGUGACUGUGAGGUCUGCCAUGCAUAUUGAAUCGCUGUAUAUUUUAUUUGAGCUUGAUGUCAAGCCAUGGGCAUUUGUAGUUUGUUUUGGUGCUCUUUCAUCGAUUGAUUGUCUUAGAUUUAAAACUGCACUCUCAACAGAUUAUUCGUGUUGAUAACUUUUUUGUUGUUUGUCUUUAAAAUGAGUAAAUUUUUGCGAUUAUGUCUGGAAACCAUUGAUAUAAGCCUGCGGCCAAAAGAUCAGAUCAGUGUUAAUCACAUUUAAGGUAUGUUUGAAAAUUGAUGUCUUAUGGCUAAAAGUGUUAUUAACGCUUUAAUAAGAAAAAUGAAAUUUUCUGCAGUUACCCAUUUAAAUUAGAUCAGGGGCCGUAUUCAAUAAGCAGCUUAGAUUGAACUAAAAUUUAAGAUAAUAAAUUAGAAAGAUGAGUGCUUUGAUUGGUCUGUAUAUUUAGCUGACCAAUGGGCUGAAUGGAAUCACUGAGGCAUGUCUAGGAUAAGGAUAAGAUCAAUAUGGAAAACUGGCCCUGUUCUAAUAUGAAUUUCCUAAUAUGACUGAAAUGAAGAAAUUGAUGCCAAAAUCAGCCUAUUCUGACACAAAAAAAUAAAAAGUCUCAAAACUGACACUCUGUGGGAGUGCAGCUUUCAGCUAUUAAUGGCGAAACUCUGAAGACUGUUGGGUCGUUAAGUGUUGGGCGAUAUUUAUUUCUAAUAUUACAAUUCAUAUGAACAUAAGUCCUACAAUGUAGAAAGAACUAGUUUCUCACCCCCAAAACUUGUUCACUAGGUGGGACCAAAUAUAAUCUACUGGGGCCGUAAUUAUCAAGCAUCUUGAGUCAUUUCAUAACUUAAGUCAGUACCUAAGUCAAAUUAAAAGAAAUGUAUAAGUGUUUUUAACAUAAAAAGAUGGGGUUUUUUCAAUUAAGUCAAUGCUCAUUUUGUAUUUCAUAAAUGAUAAGUUUUUAUGUAUGACCAAAGAGAUACUUAAUUUAGGAAAGUGACUUAUGUUAGGAAAUGACUUGUUGUGUAUGAAUACCAGCCCUGGAUCAAUUUGUACAUUUAGUGGAGAUUUUUUUUCUCACUAGAGUGCUCUGGAGCCAGAAUAAUGUAUUAUCUAAGCAUUUAUGUAAGGAGUCUUCAGAAUGAUGCCAGAAUUAUGUGUGUUCAUAAUUUGUACCUUUACCAAAUGAAAUUCUUAAGUAUUUAUAGUGUAUGGAUGUUGUCAUGACCGUUCAAAGCCUUUGGAUCUUGUGUUCAUAACAUGUUUUUGCUUAAACAAUUACUGAUUACCAAGUAAUCUAGGCUUAACUUAAGUCCUAUUUCCUAAAAUGUUCAUUGUCAAAUUAAUGGAAAUGGAUUACCGGUAGUGCUUUAACAUAAUGUUAUUCAUUUGUGUUUGGCUUGAUGUAUUCAACAUUCUAACAAUUUAAAGGCAGAAAGUAUAUUAAUCUCGGAGCUAUUCAUGUACUUUUUUUCUUUCUGAUUGCAUGUAUUGACCUGAGUUCAAGGUAAAACAACAAUUAAUAGUUUGCAUUACUCAGACUUAAACAAGAUAUUGACCUAAAGUAGCAUUCUAAUGUUAAAUAUAGUAAGGGCAUCCUGGACUACAACUGGGCACGUAGCAUUUAGUUAUAACAUUAUUUUUGAAAUUGUCGGGUUUUAGCAUCAAGUCAAAUGCAUGAAAUAAAAAACAACAACAGUAAAUGAACUUCAAGUUAUCUUUGACCUUAUAGCCAUGUGACCCCAUGUGCGUGGACAUUCUGUUUGCUGUCACAAUAAACCAUGACCUCAUAUUUGUCACUUACAUCAUUCUUGUUUUACAAGACCCAUUUUAGCUUGUCACAGUUCAUAUGAGCCGCAUCGCGCGAUUUGGGGCAUUCAGACAUAAUUAUUACAAUUGAAAUAAUCAGUUAUAAAAAAAAUAUUUUGCCAAAAAUAUUUAUUUUCAUCUGACGGAUUUUCAUUGGCGCAUCAUUUUCUCAAAGAUUUAUGACCAUUGGUUUACUCAUUUUUCCAAAGCAACACGGAUCUUGUCCCAACUUAUUUUGACUGCAUUCAUAGUCUGUUUUUAAAACAGCCCAUUGGAUUAAAGAUACGAAAAUGAAUCAUCAAUACUUUAUUUAUGUUCCAUAGAGAUUCCGUGUUAAGAAAACCACUAAAAUUAUAAGCUAGCUACAUGUAUAAUAUUGAUACAUUAAUGUUGUUGCACGACAUUUUAAUAAUGUACUUUCAUAAUGGUGUCAUGUGCUUGAUAUCAAGUUUAGUAUUGAAAAUGUGCAAUACAUGGUCUCACUUGAAAACAUGUAAAAAAAUUGUGGGAUGUGGCUCAUAUAUUGAAACAUUAUAAUGAACAUAAAUCAUUGUACAUGAUAACCUGUUAUUUUUCUAAUUGCACUCAAUUGAUAUCAUUAUUUUACUUAAGUUGUUCAAUAUUGUAUAAUUUUUUAUAUGAUACCUAACUCAAAUGGUGCUAUAAUGUGUAAUUGUUCUAAAACUGAUAUUGUAUGAAUUCCAGGGGAUUGAUAAAUCUGAUGUUAUUUGAAAUGGUGUAUAUAGUGCAUUAAACUGUCCCAAUCCAUAGUCGGCAUCUGAAGUCCGCACCCGUGUUACACAUCCACAAUAUCAAACCCAAAAUCAUAUUUCAUCGUGCCCGCAAAAAGAAUAAAUAAAAUUGUUCUUGACUAAGUAGAAAUGUCAUCUGGCAAUAAAAAUGUCAUUUUAUUUCCAUAGUCCCAAUUAUAUUUCACAUUAAAUUUUAUUGAUACUCAUGUUUGAUAUUAAAAUGUUAAAUUUUUUAUUUAGGAGAAUGUUUGAAUUGAACAAAAACAUAUUGAAAAGUUUUAUUUCUCCAACUGUUUUCCUUUAUGACCAAGUGUUACAAUUACUUUCAAUGUUCAUAAAAUAGAGAUUUUGCCACUAUUUCUAUGUAUUUAAAAACAAAGCAUGUCCGUUUUUGGCUCGCAUUUGUGAAAAUCUCUCACUGCAGGUCCUUCUUUGAUUGGAUGCACAUACAGACACAUGGAAUAAACCCAAUUGUAGUUUGUUAUUUGUUUUUUACUAGCCAAAGGCUAGUUUAGAAACAAUUUUGAGUUUCAUUAGUUAAAGUGUACUGAAAUUAUAAUGAAAUCACAAACAAAAUAUUUGAAUGAAGAUGUCCUUAUGUUCUAAUUGGUAAACAGUAUGAAGUAAAAUUUCACUGUGACUAAACAUUAGUACCGGAUUUUGUUUUGUUUUGUUUCAUUCAGUACACGCUUUUAUUCCUUUCAUUUCAGGAGCUUAAGCACGCUAUUGGCCGGAAUAUUCAUUUCAGUACUUUUAUUCCAUCAAUGGAAUUUGCUUGAACUCUCAAUAUUCUUGAUUCAAAUUGGAGCUUGCUUUGUUGCAUUUAGUGCUUUUAUUUGUUGCAUAAGUUUAAAUUUUAGCUUGUCUUGAGUUUGUUUUUUAAGAAUAAAGAGUUAUUGUCUUAGCUAUGGUUUCAUUCUUGGCUUCAAAAUGCAGAAACUUUGAUUUUGGCAAUUACUAAAUAAAUAAGUAUUUAAAUGAAACUUGGUACACAUGUUGCCAGAUGUAACAAUACACACAUGCAUAGCCAAGCCCUUUUUAGACUGAAAUCCAACUGACGAGUGAUUGUUUUUAAACCCCAGCAAUCUCGUUUCUGUAAAUGCUGGCCAUUUAUAUGAUUAAAGCAUGUAUUAUUUACAAUUUAUUUAGGUUAUGUUUUCGUUGUUCCCUUUAAAAAACUUAUUUGAAACUUUACAAUUAAGAAAUGCCAUUGGACAUCUCAAAACACUUGGGGCAAUGUUGACAAUGUUCGUACAACACAAGAUCAGGAACGUCAUUUAGAUAGUAUGCCUGAGUGUUUCAAAUUAAAUUGAACAUUUUUCUUAGAAAAUCAAAAUGUUUAACUUACUCAUACAACUAUUACUUUUGUGAUAGAUAUUAUUAACCACACAGAAAUGUCAAUAUGAAAAAUAGUUUGUAUUAAUGGGCCAAUUGUAGUACUACUGUAGUAUGUAGUACUAUGUACCAUAGCUUAAUUUCUUUCUCAGGAAAAUCCGUAGUACAUAGGUUUACGAUUACAAUAUAAUGUUAUGUUAACAUGAACAUGUACAUGUAUGAAAUCAAUGUUGUUAAUGUAUGUUAAGUAUUGAUUUAAAAUAAAUGUUACCAUGUACGAUAGUGUUAAAGUAACUGUUAAAAGUCAUGGGUCAUGCAUUACUGAAAUCUUGCAACAAGAUAAAAUUGAUGUUUUGCAAAUUUGAUGACACUGUUAAUAUGUUUGAAGGUUAUACUAUAUAUUUUUGUAUAUCUGCCUUUCAAUGACCAGAUAUUUCCUUUCUAGCCUUGAUAAAAUGCCUUAUUAUUCAUGCACCAGUGGUCAAACUUAGCACAAUCCUGCAAGCCGGGCACUGGUAAAAUCCUCCCGGGCUUGCUAAGAUUCUGGAUUUUACAUAGCAACUUGGAGGCUUUUUCAAAAAUUAGAUACCAUUGAAGCAAUAAGAAUUCAGUUUUGUUCAAAAUAAAGUCUAAUUUCGAUGACUGAUGCGCAUGCCGAAAACAAUGCUCAAUUUUGCUGUGUAAGUGUUUAGUAUUUGUCAUAAUUCAUGUAAUUAUAAUCAUAUGAUGUUUUCUGAAUGAAAUGUGAUACCAGUGAGAUAAACACAAAUGUUUAUUUAUAUCUGCCUAUAUGUCACUACUAUAAAUAAUAAACACAAUGUUAAUA
Messenger RNA from Mya arenaria, 6378 nucleotides. RefSeq names its product sugar transporter SWEET1-like. The coding region runs from base 116 to 766 and encodes 216 amino acids. Gene Ontology annotation, molecular function: sugar transmembrane transporter activity. Gene Ontology annotation, cellular component: membrane. Gene Ontology annotation, biological process: carbohydrate transport. The transcript is spliced from 7 exons. Lineage: Eukaryota; Metazoa; Mollusca; Bivalvia; Myida; Myidae. The record is from RefSeq and is a predicted model, not a curated record.